GCCGUUUACUUUAAAAUAAUGUAAUUAAGCUAAUUACUUUAGUGACAAAAUUGAAGACCAGAAAUUAAAUGUAAUAUUUUUGCUUCAUACUGAGGGAGGUAAAACUAUAGUGACAACCUCUUGAGAGACGUAUAAUAUAGUAAACAUACAGUAAACAAAGAAACAUAGUACUAAAAUAUUAACCGCGGAGAGAGCUUCAUGUCAAAAUAUUUGGGAUCUUUUUUUUCUUGAAUUUAAAUAAUUUCAUGUUAAAAUUAACAUUGAAUAAAUAUAAAGCACAGUUUAUUUAUCACACACAAUAAUCCCCACUUCAAGUUCAUGCUACUUUAAUAGGAGUUUGUUGACUUUGAGAUACACUGUACAGGCCUUGUUAUUGUUGCAGUAGUGUGAAUCAUUCAUAUUCAUGUAUUCUACUCAAGUCUUCCACUAACACAUGUGCUCAUGGGAACCGGUUGUAUUGGAACCCCAAAGCAUUUAAAUUGAGUUAAGCCAUUUUUGUGUUCUUCAUUCACAACAUUUACUGUUCGGGGUCUGGAAGCUGGAUCUCAUUUGUCAUAGAUGAAAGGAAAAGCUAGGAACAACAGCUACACCACAGAGGUUACGGGAGAAACCAAUGAGGACAAAAUGAAACAAAAACAGUCUGCUUUUGAUUAAAUGUCAAACUGGUGACUUAACUUGUUAUUUUGGCAGCUUUUUCCCCACUUUAGCUCCUGCCCAGGACUCCAUCAGAGAGUUUGGACUAAUCAAAGACACUUGAGCGCAAGAUUUGGGAAAUUCCUUCAAGCUACUUUAUUUCAGGUUUCUGAGGGAUUUAAACAUGCACACUGAGGCUUUUUUGCAGUCAAUGCUGGUGCCGUCGUUUCUGAUCCUGCUCUCUACCGUUGAGGACACUUUGUUACAGUCGGUAAGCCAGGUGGGUGAGGUGUGUAGGCUGUCCCAAGAGUCAUCAUUGCGCCGCUGCAGGACACCAGAUGGAAAAAUCUGCAGCGGCAGGGGCAAAUGUGACUGUGGAAUCUGCAUGUGUGAAGCCACGGACCCAGGGAAGUUCUAUGGCCCUCGCUGCGAGUGCCACGACUGGGUCUGCGCCACACAUGAUGGGCAAAUUUGCAAUGAUCGUGGCUACUGUGACUGUGGGAUGUGUGAGUGUGACGAAGGCUGGUUUGGAGAGGCUUGCCAGUUUCAGGAGGAGUGUAGCCUAUCAAGCAAGAAGAGCAGAGAGCUGUGCAAAAAUCAACAGGGGGUGGUCUGCUCCAACAGAGGGACCUGUCACUGUGGGAGUUGCAUGUGUGACCAAAAUGACGACAAGGGCUUAGUGACGGGACGCUUCUGUGAAUGUGACGACGGCGAAUGUCUGGAUGAAGACACGGGAGAGGUUUGUGGAGGCCAUGGCCAGUGUUACUGUGGAAACUGUUACUGUGCUGCUGGUUGGCAUGGAGACAAAUGUGAGUUCCAGUGUGACAUCAGCCCAUGGGAAAGCAAGCGGAAAUGCACAUCACCAGAUGGCAAAAUCUGCAGCAACAGAGGUACCUGUGUGUGUGGGGAAUGCACCUGCCAUGAUGUAGAUCCCUCUGGCGACUGGGGGGACAUCCACGGAGACACCUGUGAGUGCGAUGAGAGGAACUGUCAUGCGACGUACGACCGAUACACUGACGACUUCUGUUCAGGUCAUGGUCAGUGUAACUGUGGCAGGUGUGACUGCAAGGAUGGAUGGACAGGAAAGAAGUGUGAGCACCCUCUAAGUUGCUCACUGUCUUUGGAUAGCAGCCUGAAGAAAUGCAGAGGAACUUCAAAACUACCCUGCAAUGGACGAGGGCAGUGUAUCUGUGGACAGUGUAUUUGCCAUCCACCUGAGGAGAGUCGCAUUCAUGGGAAAAACUGUGAGUGUGACGACCGUCAGUGUGAGGACAUGGAGGGAGAGGUCUGCGGAGGUCACGGUUACUGUUCAUGUGGACGGUGCAUCUGCGAGGAAGGCUGGUUUGGGAACCUGUGCCAGUUUCCCAGGUCUUGCGACAUGAGUGACGCCCAGAGCAAGGAACUCUGCGAGACAGACGAUGGAGUCGUUUGCAGUGGAAAAGGUUCCUGUCACUGUGGCCAGUGCAUUUGCUCUCGCCAAGAGUGGUGGGUGUCAGGAGAGCACUGCGAGUGCGACGACCGAGAGUGUGACAAACAUGAUGGCCUCAUCUGCACAGGGAACGGCGUUUGCAGUUGCGGCAACUGCGAUUGCUGGGACGGGUGGACAGGAAAUGCCUGCGAAAUCUGGGUAGGAGCCGAGUACUGAGGAGAACAUUAAGCCGGGGUCAAAAACUCGAGCUUCCAAAACGUCCCGACACGCCAGGAGGACCGUCAGCGUCCGGGACCAGACAGCACACCGAGAGAAGACUUAAUAUAGAUGUAAAUCUGCAUAACACUAAUAUAAUGCACUAAUAUUGCUCUGUCUUCAAUUGUACUGGUUACAAAGUUUGCUUAUUAAAACUGUAUAUUGUUGUUUUAAAAACACAGCCAACAUAUUCUAACGUAAACGUUUAUGUUUUCAGAGCUGCUUUUCAUGUAUUAUACUUUGAGAGAGGUUCCUUGUUUGAGAUGGCAGCACUCAGCUGCCACCCCUUGAACUUUUUCCACAGUUUGCCACAUGACAUUUCGAUGCAUUUCAGUUGGAAUAUAAAGCAACUGAUCAACCGCAACGUAGUGAAUAUAUUUGUAAAGAGGAAGGAAAAUGACACGUGGUGCUGAAGUGUUUUUUUUUUUUUUCCAAAUAAAAGUCUGCAAGCAAGUCGAGCAUGCAUUUGUAGACCUUUGUUUUACUGCAGCUACAGCUGCAAGUCAGUGCAGGAUGUUUUUUUUU
This is a messenger RNA of Poecilia latipinna (sailfin molly), 2842 nucleotides long. It is a transcript of the gene itgbl1, whose product is annotated as integrin, beta-like 1. Gene Ontology annotation, biological process: integrin-mediated signaling pathway; cell migration; cell adhesion mediated by integrin. The record is from RefSeq and is a predicted model, not a curated record. NCBI's taxonomy places the organism in Eukaryota, Metazoa, Chordata, Actinopteri, Cyprinodontiformes, Poeciliidae. Bases 818 to 2278 code for a protein of 486 amino acids. The transcript has 12 exons. Gene Ontology annotation, cellular component: cell surface; integrin complex; focal adhesion. Gene Ontology annotation, molecular function: integrin binding.